CGGGGAUUCGGGGGGUGUAGAUGGAGGCGGGGGGGCUCCGGUGGCCGCUCUGCCCCUGCCGCCUCCAUGCAGGGGAUGGGGACGCUGCGGCUGGGGAGCCGCGCCGUCAUGUACACGGCCGAGACCCUCCCCAAGGGCAAGAACCGAGUGAUGGGGACCAUCCAGAUCAUGACCGGCUUCAUGCACAUCGGCUUCGGGAUCGUCCUGACCACGCUCACCAACGUCUACACCUCGGUCUUCGUCAUCGGCGAGAUCCCCUUCCUGGGCGGCGUGUCUUUCAUCAUCUCGGGCUGCCUCUCCAUCGGGGCAGAGAAGAGCCCCACGGAAUGCGCGGUGAAAGGCAGCCAGACCAUGAACGUCAUCAGCGCCAUCUUCGCGCUGCUGGGCAUCGUCGCCUUCAUCGUUGACCUCAACCUGAAUGGGCUGUACCGCUCUGGCUUCGACUACUACAGCUAUCUCGUCCUGCUGAGCCUGGGUUCUGCUGAUGGUGCUUUCCCCACCCUGGAGCUCGCAGGGAACGGUAUCUCCAUUGUGCUGCUCAUCUUCACCAUCCUGGAGUUCUGCAUUGCUGUUGCCACUGCCAAUUUCUGGUGCCGGGCGACCCGCCUGAGCUCCAAUGAGGCCAUGCUGAUUGUGCCCAGCGCCACACGGGCAGACUUGGCCGUGCCACCGGCAGAGCUGCCGCAGCCACCCAGCUACACCGAGCUGGUCGCCCCUGAAGUGUAGUCAGGCCCUGAGGACGUCCCUGAGAGGGGCACUGGGUCCCCUCAGUGCGCCCGAAGCCACCCGCAGCCGGUGCCCAGACCAGGGCCUUCAGCAUCCCCCUCUCACCACGCUGUGGGCUGGGGUGUGCUGGUAGCCCCCAGCCCCACCGCUGAGCUUGCCCCCUUCCCUCCUGCUUGCCGGUGGAUCUUGGCUCACCCCUGUCCCUGGCUCACCCUUAUGGGGGGCUACUUGUGCCUGCCGGCUGCGCUGGGGGGCUCCGCAGGGUGCGCUGGGCACGGGCUGGGGGCCUGGACCCGCCGGGGGCAGCGGCGCUGCUGCUAGCUUGGAGGCUGUGCAGCAGCCGGACUCUUUCUGCGUCGGCUCAUACUGCUCCGGCUUUGUUAUAUCUUGGAAAUAAAUACUGAGGCCAGG
Molecule: messenger RNA, 1137 nt
Organism: Cygnus olor (mute swan)
Lineage: Eukaryota; Metazoa; Chordata; Aves; Anseriformes; Anatidae
Product: membrane-spanning 4-domains subfamily A member 12-like
Exons: 7
Coding region: 67-726 (219 amino acids)
Biological process (GO): cell surface receptor signaling pathway
Cellular component (GO): plasma membrane
Source: RefSeq, a predicted model, not a curated record